Molecule: messenger RNA, 837 nt
Organism: Anopheles funestus (African malaria mosquito)
Lineage: Eukaryota; Metazoa; Arthropoda; Insecta; Diptera; Culicidae
Gene: MED18
Product: mediator of RNA polymerase II transcription subunit 18
Exons: 3
Coding region: 84-719 (211 amino acids)
Biological process (GO): regulation of transcription by RNA polymerase II; termination of RNA polymerase II transcription
Cellular component (GO): mediator complex; core mediator complex
Molecular function (GO): transcription coregulator activity
Source: RefSeq, a predicted model, not a curated record
UAAAUGCUUUUACCAGCAACAUUUCCUGGCGUCCGUACAUUUUCGUCACUUUACAGUAGUAAAUUGUGCUUUACAACGGUGUAAUGGGUGCACAGGUUAAUGCUGCCGAGCUGCUGCAGCAAGCACUCAGCUCAAACAUUAUACCGAAUCAGGAGUUUUUAUUGCAAGGCUCUAUUUUAGAUUCAGCGGCAGAAAAUCUGCUUCACCGAUUGCGAGGGCUUUGCGACAACGUUGAUGCUAGUCCGGAAACGUUCAGUGAUAUAGAAAUGUGCUUCAGCUUGAAGUUACCCACAGAGAAGACACCGGUAAUGACGGUACGGGUACGACGCGCCCAGGACGUGGAAGCACCACUGCAGCUACGAUACAUCGGCCAACCGGAGCUGGGUGAUCGAACCAGACCGACGCUAGUGAGAAGCAGCCUGGAUAUUGCUUGCACACCGCUAGUAAUUGAUUUUCUAACCGAGAUGGGCUUUCGGUUGGAUUUUGAAUACUCCACCAAAGGAUACAUGUUUCGCAAGGGUCGCAUGAAGAUUACGGUGUCAAAAAUACUGAAAAACAUGACCGAGCCCAUCUCACAGAGCUAUCUGGUGGAGCUGUCCGUGCUAGCACCGAAGGGCCAGGAUGCGAUCGCUGAGGAUAUGCGCAUUUUUGCCGAGCAGCUUAAACCCUUGGUGCAGCUGGAAAAGAUCGACUACAAACGAUUCGCCCAAAUGCCUUAAAGCGUGUGGAUGCAUUUGAUACUCCUCUUCGUUUACAUCUUGUAAGUCUUUAUCUUUAAUACAUUCUUGAUUUAUUGUGAAAGUAUUAUACUUUUCCAGUAAUAAAAAAAACACACAC